Coccidioides immitis RS is the source of this 1055-nucleotide messenger RNA. RefSeq lists its product as uncharacterized. The record is from RefSeq and is a predicted model, not a curated record. NCBI's taxonomy places the organism in Eukaryota, Fungi, Ascomycota, Eurotiomycetes, Onygenales, Onygenaceae. The coding region runs from base 161 to 535 and encodes 124 amino acids. The transcript has 3 exons.
UCCUCGGGUGUGUAGGCCCACAUGUUCGGACCGACAUGGUCGGUUCUUGGCGCGACCGAAUAUCAAAGGCAGUUCACACCACGCCUCCAGUCUGUUGUUAUUUGCGACUGCUCUGCAUUUCUAGCACCGUCCGAAACUUCAAGAAACAACAAUAGACAUCAUGACCGACAUUAGUGACUUCUUCAAAGCCUUUUUCGCGACCUCGGACGACGGUACCGCACAUGAGAAGUAUCCUACAUUUUUCGCCGAAGAUGCGAAAUUGAUCAUGGGCGACAAAGUCGCCGUUGGACGUGCGGAUAUUCUGACCGUUCGCCAAGGAAUGUGGUCAGCAGUAUGCUCGCGACACCAUACCUACACAUGCUUCACAUCUCCAGAGAGUCCAAAUACGGUCAUGCUUGCAGGAAAUGUGAAAUAUGGCAUGAAAGAUGGAAGCCAGAAAGAGACCGAUUGGGUCGCGAAAGCAGUAUUUGAAGGCGAGGGGAGUGAUAGAAAACUUGGAUUUUAUCAGGUUUUCUUGAAUGCAGGGAGAAAAUGAACGUCGCCAUGAAAGAUUACGAUCUUAAAUGUGAUAUAGGUUAUAUUAUCCUAUUUACCUAAUUUUUUGUGGCUUCCUGUCACCGGCUUGAUAGCCCUCUUUAAAACUGCAAUCUAUGAUAACUCGCUCAAAAAUGCGCCAACCACCUUCUGGACUUCUUCCGGAGCUUCCAGUACAUGCCAAUGGCCAACACCACUCAGCACAUUCAAAGUCUUUAUCUCACUCUUAUAUCCUUCCAAAAUCUUCUCGCAUCCGGAGAGCGGAGCGGAUUUGUCCUCUUCGCCAGCCAAAAGCAGGACGGGAAUUUUGAUACUUGCGUAAUCUGGGACUGGUGCCUCUGCAAUGGUACGACACAGGGAAUUGUAUCCAUCGGGAUUCGUGCCGAUGAGUAAUUGUCGAAUGAAAGCACGAACCAGUGCGCUGCAGCGCGUCCCCGUUGCAGCUUGUGGGAUUGUAGUAGCCAUAGCUUCCAUGCCCUCUGGAAAGAUAACAAAAUUAGCGUGCUCUACAGUUUGUUUUG